This is a messenger RNA of Pseudocercospora fijiensis CIRAD86, 740 nucleotides long. RefSeq lists its product as uncharacterized. The transcript has a single exon. The record is from RefSeq and is a predicted model, not a curated record. Lineage: Eukaryota; Fungi; Ascomycota; Dothideomycetes; Mycosphaerellales; Mycosphaerellaceae. The coding region runs from base 35 to 514 and encodes 159 amino acids.
CGACGAUCAAUCCCUCCAUCAAGCUACGGAAAAAAUGGUAUCUCUCCGCUUGCUCUGUCAACUAGCAGCUCUGCUUGCUCUAUCCACUGCUCUACCGACUGAAAGCAAUGCACUGGUCCGCUUCCUGCCGAGAGAUCCUACAGAAUCCGAAGUCACCCCUGGCAGCGUUUUCGAAGCAAGACAAACGCGACCACAUUGCCAGGUCGUCCCUAUGAACGAAGAAGCAGGCCAACUGGAGAACUCCCAAGGUUCAUCGGUAGGAUUUGAAGACGAGGUGACAAUUACUGUCCAGGACCCUCAACGAGUCCAAUAUGUCGGAGGGACUCAACGUACGGGUGUCCAACUUGAACUCAACAAUCCUUCGUGCUAUCAUGUAACGAUGCACAUUGACAACAAUUCUUAUUUCAGCAACAUACCCGUCAAUCCGAGGACAACUUUAAGCCGUUGGUGGCCUCACCAGGUCCCUAUAGGCGGGUACUUUAAUAUCGAAAUGAGGUAUAAUAAUAUGGAAUAGAAUGAAUGUGUAUAGUUUUUGGGGGUUGGUUUGCUGUUGUUGUUUCGGAAACUUCUAGCCGUAAACAGAUCGCGAAUCCCCUAAACGGAUUCUAUGGUUAAGUCCAUGAUGAGUUUGUAUAUGGAGAAGCAGGCUGUUUGUUGGUUGAUCAUGGAAGCGACGUUGUACGUUCUACUCUAACGCCGAUACACGUUAUUUUACCAAUCGAAAGCUUUGUCGACGCUGC